Molecule: messenger RNA, 609 nt
Organism: Serendipita indica DSM 11827
Lineage: Eukaryota; Fungi; Basidiomycota; Agaricomycetes; Sebacinales; Serendipitaceae
Source: the annotation of a GenBank genome assembly
AUGACCCCCAACCGCGAGCGUCACCUGUCAAUGCCCUCAACUCCUGCCAGGAAGCAGGCUCAUGAUCCCCCACCCGGGAUGACCCCUCAAUUGAGAGAAACCAUAAGCGAUUCCUUCGAACACUCAGAUUCCGAUGAAGAUUCCCGUUUUCCUAGGCAAGAUGCUCGUCGUCCCGUGGCAAGCCCUCUCCAAGCCUCGCCCACUCGAGGGAGCUACUCACAGCCGAUUUUGACGAGCAGAGAGCAAUAUACAGGCCGAAAUCUAAAGAGGGCUACUACUGAUGGGGACUUGUCCACAACCAAUGAUCUCCGUCGACUUUUGGAGGAAAAGGACGAGCACCUUGCGGCUAAAGAAGACCAAAUCAAGGCGCUUUCCCGAGAGAUAGACAGCCUCAAACGGCAGUUGGCCCUCAGCUCUGGGAACGCCGGGUCGUCUUUUCGACCCUCCUACUCUACGGGCUUGUCGCUACCCACUCCUUCGAGGCAGCCGACGACGUCUGCUGCUGCUGCUGCUGCUGCUGCCCUGCUCUUCAUCGUGCAACGAGGGCCUGGAAGACACGUCGAUGCAGCCUCCUACAAUGUGGAAUUGAAUGUUCAACAUUUUAUUUGA